Camelina sativa (false flax) is the source of this 1230-nucleotide messenger RNA. NCBI's taxonomy places the organism in Eukaryota, Viridiplantae, Streptophyta, Magnoliopsida, Brassicales, Brassicaceae. The record is from RefSeq and is a predicted model, not a curated record.
AUGUCUAAGAAAGACGCCAAGCUGCGUCUCAUAAGGUGGAUUCUCUUGCUACAAGAGUUUGAUAUUGAAGUGAGAGAUAAAAAAGGAGCAGAAUAUGGAGUCGCCGACCACCUUUCGCGAAUGAGAGUGGAGGAACCUACACCUCUAGAUGAUAGUUUACCCAAAGAAAAUGUCUACGUCAUUGAAGCUGUCCCCAUGGGUUUUUGGUGGACAACCAUGUUUCAAGACGCCCAAAGUUUCAUUAAAAGAUGUGACGCUUGCCAGAGAAUGGGCAAUAUUAGUAAGAGGAAUGAGAUGCCCCAAAAUUUCAUACUUGAAGUCAAAGUCUUUGAUGUAUGGGGGAUUGAUUUCAUGGGACCUUUCCCUACCUCUAACGGCUACGAAUACAUUCUUGUUGCUGUUGAUUAUCUUUCUAAAUUGGUGGAAGCUAUAGCAAGUGCCACAAAUGACUCGAGCGUGGUGGUCAAGAUGUUCAAAACCAUUAUAUUUCCGAGAUUCGGAGUACCAAGAGUGGUGAUAAGUGACAGAGGUAAGCAUUUCAUAAAUCGAAACCUUGCUAACCUUUUCAGGAAGAAUGGAGUUCUCCACAAAGUCGCAUGUCCUCAUCAUCCACAAAUGAGCGGCCAAGUAGAAAUUUCAAACAGAGAAAUCAAGUCUAUCUUACAAAAGACUACGUCAAAAUCAAGGAAAGAUUGGUCCACCAAACUGGAUGAUGCUCUAUGGGCCUACAUAACCGCUUUCAAGACCCCGUUAUGUACCACACCUUUUCAUAUUGUCUAUGGAAAAGCUUGCCACCUACCUGUUGAACUGGAGUACAAGGCAACAUGGGCAGUAAAGGAGUUAAACUAUGACAUAAAAAGCGCAGCCAAGAGACAAUUGAUUCAAUUAAACGAGUUGGACGAGAUCCGCCACAACUCCUAUGAAAAUGCAAUGAUUUACAAGGAGAGGACUAAAGCAUACCACGACAAGAAGAUCAUACCCAAAUCAUUCGCCCCAAAUGAUCAGGUUUUACUUUUCAAUUCUCGACUUAAACUUUUUCCAGGAAAGUUACGUUCUCGGUGGUCUGGACCGUUUAAAAUAAAGGAAGACAAACCAUAUGGAGUCGUCAUUCUUCUCAACGAUAGAGGAGAGCCGUUUACCAUAAAUGGACAGCGUCUAAAGCCCUAUCUAGCCGAAAUUGGCAAGGAAGAAAGUGCAUCAAUCAGUCUAAUCGAUGCUCCUCAGGCCUAA